AUGCAAGUCCUGUCCCAACUGAGCUCAACAGCCUACUGGAGCUCACACUUCCUUGUGGCAUGCUGGUUACUCGUGAUCCUCCCCUCUGGAACCGUUUGGUCCCUCCAGUUCCCUCUGGGAACGUCAAAUCUCCGCUCUGCUUUCUCCGCCACUCGAACCAGCAGCGUUGUGGGGGGCAAGCAGAGAGCAGUGACCUUCAACAAGCUCAUGGUCAACAUUGGACAGGACUUCAACCCAGACACCGGCCACUUCCGCUGCCGCAUCCCCGGGGCGUAUUAUUUCUCCUUCUCCGUAGGGAAGUUCCCUAAAAAGCUGCUCUCUGUGAUUCUGGUGAAGAACAGGGAGGAGGUGCAGGCCAUGGCUUAUGAUGACUACUGCAGGAUAGGGAGGAAGGUCCAAAGCCAAAGUGUGUUGGUGAGUUUGAAGGAAAUGGACACCGUGUGGCUGCUCAUACAGCAGAACCCCAAGUAUGCUCUGUACAGCAACGCCGGCCCUUACAUCACCUUCUCUGGCUACCUGGUUUACCCAGAAACCCAACCAGCCAGCUACAUCAGCAACCACCUUUCCUCACUGGCACUGCCUCACCCCAACUGCCCCCCUCAGACGGAGCAGCCACGGUCGGCCUUCUCCGUGGCGCGAACAUCCACAUUCCUGGGUCAGAGCAGCAGGCACCAGGACCGGCCACCUUUGACCUUCGACGUGGAAUACGUCAACAUCGGGUCCCACUUCAACAAAACCUCCGGCUUGUUCACGUGUCGCUUCCCCGGCGUGUACUUCUUUGCCUUCACGGUGGGGAAACACCCCCGGAAGGCCCUUUCAGUGAAGCUGAUGACGGGGGGUGGGCAGGUGCAGGCCAUGGUGUUUGAUGAGGACACGUCCAAGAGGCGGGAGAUGCAGAGCCAGAGCCUGAUGCUGCCGCUCAGCGGGGGGGACAAGGUGUGGUUGUACAGUCAACAGGACGAGGGUUACGCCGUUUACAGCAACCAGGGCAGAUACACCACCUUCUCUGGCUUCCUGGUUUAUCCAGGAGCUGACGCGGUGUCCAACACCCAGGACAGAUCUCACCUAUAAAGGACGUUAUCGCUGAUCCAGUCUUUAGAAAGCAGCAGGUUUUGUAGUUAAACUGGG
Molecule: messenger RNA, 1128 nt
Organism: Nematolebias whitei (Rio pearlfish)
Lineage: Eukaryota; Metazoa; Chordata; Actinopteri; Cyprinodontiformes; Rivulidae
Gene: c1qtnf13
Product: C1q and TNF related 13
Exons: 2
Coding region: 1-1071 (356 amino acids)
Molecular function (GO): protein binding
Source: RefSeq, a predicted model, not a curated record